Prunus avium (sweet cherry) is the source of this 1930-nucleotide messenger RNA. RefSeq lists its product as uncharacterized. The record is from RefSeq and is a predicted model, not a curated record. Gene Ontology annotation, cellular component: cytoplasm. Gene Ontology annotation, molecular function: ubiquitin protein ligase activity. Gene Ontology annotation, biological process: protein ubiquitination. Lineage: Eukaryota; Viridiplantae; Streptophyta; Magnoliopsida; Rosales; Rosaceae.
GUAAGGAGUGAAAGGGGGAGAUCUGACUUGCCAGAGGUGCGAGUGACAACACAUCAACGUGUUUCCAGAAAGUACUUGUGGUUGAACUUGAGGCCUCCUUCACUUCAAGGACAGAGAAACAGAGAAACAGAGAGAGAGAGAGAGAGAGAGAGAGAGAGUGGGGUGGGAGGAUCACUCACACUAUUUACCCAUCAUCCACCAACUCAGUCAUGAGUCUCAUUGCUGCUUGCUCAUCUCAUCUCAUCUCAUCUCAGAUAGAGACAGAGAUUGACAAAGCAGAAUGACCAGAAUGCCCUCGAUGGCAUUAAUCCCCAAAUCCAAAACAAGAUGCCAGUCUUCCCUCCUCCUGAGUAGUCCUACUGGUGACUGGGACUGGCCGCCUCUCCUUCUCCCUUUCCCCUUCCCCUCUGCACUGCCAUCAAUAAUCUCCUAAAUUAAAAAAAAAUAAAGAAAUGGGUGAUCAUCAGACGUUCUGGUGCCACGAAUGCGACAUGAGCGUGAGCCUGGUGCCUUGUUCUGCCCAGGAGACUCUGCUCUGCCCUCACUGCUUCAGCGAUCUCUUGGAGCUCAUGGAUUCUUCGUCUUCUUCUUCUUCUUCUUUUUCUGACCAUCAGCACAACUCACAAGACAACUUCUUGCUCAACAGCCCAUUCCUCCACCGCCUCAUCCACCACCUCUCCACCCACCCCAUCAACCACGACGACCGCCUCCCUUCACCCACCGCCGCCGUCCCCCCUUCUUCUCUGCCUGCCUCCAAGGCCUCCGUCGACGCCAUCCCCACUCUCAAGAUCACCUCCUCCAUGCUCGAUCUCGACCCCCUUCUCCUCUGCGCCGUUUGUAAGGACCCAUUCCUUCACUCCGUCGACGCCAAGCAGCUCCCUUGCAACCAUCUCUACCAUCCCCACUGCAUUCUCCCCUGGCUCUCUUCCCACAGCUCUUGCCCCCUCUGCCGUUUCCAGCUCCCCACCGACACUCACCAACCACACCUACGACACCAAAACCAAAACACCCCCUUGCCCUUCGACGACGACGACGAUGAUCAGUACGAUUGGUUCAUGGAAUAUGGAUCCCAUGGGGGCAGUCUCCGCCUCAGCUACAUUGCUGCCAGUGGAAGGCAAAUGGCCAACCCAGGAGAAAUGGCUCCCGCUGCCUCCCCCAAUGUCAAUACCAAUGCCAAUGCCGACUCAUCUUUCAACGGAAAUUUGUAGUUAGAUCUGUUUUGAGGAAACUUGAGUGUCACCAUAAAAUUGAAGUGUAAAUCUGCAGAGGAUGGUUAUGCCACUUUUUCCUGCUUACCUUUUCCUUGGUCUAGGUCAACUAGUCAGCACCCUGAUCAUAUGUGAUAAUCGUGCAUUAUCCCCUCCCUUCUCUCCUUUACAGAGCUGGGGUUAAAGUAUGUGUAUACCUUUUUCGUCUUCAAUUUCAGUUAAUAAAUGGAAGGCUUGUCUGCCUCUUUGGUUUGUGAUGCCGCAAAGUUGUUUUAACCUCGUUUGUUCCUUGAAUCGGUCAACCUUUGAUCUGACUACUGUUCUGUGAUGUCGCUUCUUUCCAUCAUUAUCUCUUUUAACAAGGGGAGUUUGUUACCUGUGGUGAUGUAUGUGUGUUCUGGAUCUGAAAAGUAGCAGUUCACAUUCCCCACCGGCUUAUCCACCCAGGAACGCAGCUUCGUUUUGUAAUCCAAAUAACAGGUUUUGUGCCAGUUCUGCCAUGAUUAGGUUUUAAUUGAAAGAUUAUCGCAUCGACCGUUAUGUACUGUAACUGAUCACGCUCUCAGCUCUUUUAUUAUUUUUUCUUUGUAAAUCUGUAUUUUUGGGGUGGGAAGGGAUGGCGUUUGAACAAAGUGAGGCAGCCUGUCCUAGUAUGUUUUAGGUCAAUAAAAGGAUUGUUGAAAAGUUUAACAUGAAUAUUCGGAUUGACCAUUUGUUGAGAA